Xenopus tropicalis (tropical clawed frog) is the source of this 2507-nucleotide messenger RNA. The record is from RefSeq and is a predicted model, not a curated record. Lineage: Eukaryota; Metazoa; Chordata; Amphibia; Anura; Pipidae.
GGCUGCUCUCCUCACCUGGGACUGUGUAUGGGAUAAAGGAUCGGGCUGCUCUCCUCACCUGGGACUGUGUAUGGGAUAAAGGAUCGGGCUGCUUUCCUCACCUGGGACUGUGUAUGGGAUAAAGGAUCGGGCUGCUUUCCUCACCUGGGACUGUGUAUGGGAUAAAGGAUCGGGCUGCUCUCCUCACCUGGGACUGUGUAUGGGAUAAAGGAUCGGGCUGCUCUCCUCACCUGGGACUGUGUAUGGGAUAAAGGAUCGGGCUGCUCUCCUCACCUGGGACUGUGUAUGGGAUAAAGGAUCGGGCUGCUCUCCUCACCUGGGACUGUGUAUGGGAUAAAGGAUCGGGCUGCUCUCCUCACCUGGGACUGUGUAUGGGAUAAAGGAUCGGGCUGCUCUCCUCACCGGGGACUGUGUAUGGGAUAAAGGAUCGGGCUGCUCUCCUCACCUGGGACUGUGUAUGGGAUAAAGGACUGGGCUGCUUUCCUCACCUGGGACUGUGUAUGGGAUAAAGGACUGGGCUGCUCUCCUCACCUGGGACUGUGUAUGGGAUAAAGGAUCGGGCUGCUCUCCUCACCUGGGACUCGGCGCCGAGCAGAACACUGGAUCCUGAGAGGAGCUGCCGGGAUCUAAUGGGCCGGCACAGGAUUGAAUGAUCCAUUGGAGGGGAAUGAGCGGCGCCGGCAGCAGGGGGUUAUGGGUACAGGCGCUGAGUGCUCAGUGCAAGAGCCGCUGUAAGAUGCCUUCACCGAGCUCCAUGUUCCUCUUCAUCACCUUCUCCCUCCCUGUUCUUCUGGCCCUGGGGACCCAAGGCUGCCCGGCCGAGUGUCGAUGUUACAGUAUGACGGUGGAGUGCGGCUCCAAGGAACUACGGAGCGUUCCGUCCAGUAUCCACCCUUCCACUCAGACCGUGUUCCUACAGGACAAUGCAAUCAGUCAGAUUCAGCAGUUGGACCUGUCCCCGCUCUCUGGGCUGCAGUAUCUUUACCUACAGAACAAUUCUAUCUCUGCCCUGGAACCCGGAGCCUUCAAAUCCCAGCAGCACCUCCUGGAACUGGCGCUGAAUGGGAACCGGAUCCACCUCAUCAACAGCAGCAUCUUCAAGGGGCUCGAGCACCUCCGGGUCCUGUACCUCGCGGGGAACCAGAUCACUCGGCUCUUGGCCUACACCUUCUCCGACCUGCAGAGGCUGCAGGAGUUGCACUUACAAGAGAACAGCAUUGAGACCCUACAGGACCAGGCCUUCUCUGGGCUUUCCUCGCUGGCGCUACUGGACCUGAGCAAGAACAAUAUGCGCACCAUUAGCCGCUCCGCCCUGCGCCCCCUAAUCAGUCUCCAGGUGCUGAGACUCACAGAAAACCCUUGGAGAUGUGACUGCGCCCUCCAUUGGCUCCGAGCGUGGAUAAAGGAUGAAGGACAAAGACUUCUCAGUUCUUUGGACAAGAAGAUCAUCUGCUCGGAGCCCCCCAGGCUGCUGCACCAAAGCUUGGUGGACAUUUCUGGAAACAGUCUGGUUUGUAUUCCUCCCAUGGUCCUUGUGGAGCCCAUGGAGGUGACGGCACGGCUUGGCGAGGAGCUGAGGGUCAGCUGCAGAGCUACCGGGUACCCCCAACCUCUGGUUACGUGGAGGAAAGUCUCUCAUGCCCGCACCGGGCCCCCCAAGAUCAACGUGAAGUCCACCAGCAGCAGGAAGUUUGAGCUGAGUGAGAGGAGUGUCGGGGAGCAGUUUGAUGCGGCCACCGGCAGUGGAAUGCUCUUCCUCAACAACAUCUCCAUGUCCCACGCUGGCAAGUACGAAUGUGUGGCCUCCAACCCCGGUGGGACGGCAAAGGUCCUGUUUCACUUGGCAGUCAACCUAUCCAACCAGCAGUCUCGCACCUACACAUCUGCAGACAUUAGCCAAGAGCCACUGUACGACUUGGAAAGCAUGGAGUUCAACGCGCUAAGCAUGGCCACCCAGACCGCCAUCGCCAUCGGAAUCUCCUUGUUGGCACUCACGGCCAUGCUGCUCAUUGUCAUGAUCUACAGGAAGCACCACAAGAGAAAAAAAGCCAAGAAGGAAGAGAACAUCUUAUACGUCAACGACUACUCUGACGGCCCAACCACCUUCGCCCAACUGGAAGAGUACAGGGACGAGCGAGGCCACGAGAUGUUUGUGAUCGACCGGAACAAGGCUCAUUUCCCCACCUACAAAGACACCGAAUGUCUCGACAGUAUUUCGGGACUCUCCGAUCUGACCGAGCAGCUCCAAGACCAAGGGACCCAAACCCCAGAGGAUGAAGCGGAGCGUCAGAUCAACGAUAUUUUCAUGAACCAAGGUUUCCUCUUCCAGCAGCAAAUUGCCUACGAGAUCCACUGCUAAGAGCCAUAAACUGACGAGACAUGGAGUUUUACUACUAAUUAGGUUUUAUAGGCUUAACGAAGGGUCCGGCAGCGCCAGUAUCUCCACAUUCUUCUUCUCCGUCUCUUUCCUUGUGCAUCUCCCAAAUAAAACCCACCACAAAACCCAA